GAAGAAGAAAAUAGACAGUGAGUGAACUCUGCAACCUAACCUAAAUGAUUUGUGGUGAUGGCUAUGUUUAGAGCUCUGGGUAGAAAUUUGCCCUAUUUAAAGCAGCAAUUCGGAGCUUUACUAGGGAAUACCAGCACGUCAGUGCAGUUUAUCUGCGGAGUGGUUCUAGUUAGCUACGGGCUUUCCUACUGGGACGAUGCCGUGGAAGUCAUUUCAAUUACCCCCGGAUAUAUUAUGCCUCCGACGAGGAUCUGGUCCCUAUUCACGUUCUGUUUCAUGGAAAUUCACUUCUGGGAAGUCCUGGUCGAUGUUAUAACCGUCGGACUGUGUGGAAAACUGAUCGAGCCUCUCUGGGGCCCAUUGGAGAUGAUGACCUUUUUUGCUCUCACUAACUUCGGAGUGGGCAUUCUCACUACUACUUUCUACUUUGUUUUAUACUACUGUUUCAAUGAUACGAGAUAUCUGUACAGUGUGUACAUACAUGGCUUGGCUGGAUACAUUGCUGGAGUGUCAGUGGCAGUGAAGCAAAUAAUGCCAGACUUGGUCAUCAUGAAGACUCCUCUGGGCAAAUUGAGCAACAGGAAUAUACCACUCACCGUAUUCUUCUUAUCUGUGAUCUUGAAACUUGUUGGACUAGUCGACGGUACUUAUCCAACAAUGUAUUUUUGGGGCAUGAUCGUUAGCUGGGUGUAUUUGAGGUUUUAUCAGAAGCACAGCAGUGGUUCUAGAGGCGACAUGGCUGACUAUUUUACUUUUGCAAGUUUUUUCCCUAACGUAAUUCAACCCCCGAUAGCUGUGGUAAGUAACAGCAUAUACAAUGCUCUUGUUAGGGUGGGCGUUUGCAAGAAAAGCAUCCGGAAAUUCGAUAUGGCCAACCCUUCAGGAGUCACCAUAUCUGUUCCUAAUGUGGAUCAGCAUGACAUGGAGCGCAGAAGGCAAAUUGCACUGAAAGCACUCAGCGAACGAUUGUCCAAGUCGUACAGCGACCGGCAGCCAUUAUUGCCGUUGACUUCACCCUCAAGUGGAAUGACAAAAGUGUCUUUGCCCCCGACAGUCAUGCAAAGCACCGCAGCAGCUUCCCUAACAUCACAAGUCCAUCACCAUCAGCAACAACAAAGCACGUCCGCAUCAAUUCCCUCGACAUCAAGCUCAAGCAUACCGAACCCGCCAGGUACUUAGUUGAUAAGACUUGAUGCGGUCAUUUUCCAAAUAAGCUAAAUUUCUUAUUUUCAAUUAAAGCCCAAGUCUAAAUAGCUGUAAGCCAAGGCAACGAUGGCCCCAACUGUGUUAACUAAUUAAGUUCUCUAAGGGAAUGCAUCGUACUCAGCCAAAGAUUAGCUCUAAUGGCAAGAAAGUGCGGACUUGAAACUAACAGUUAUUUUCGCUAAACCCGAUUCUAAGGGGUGAUCUUUCAUCAUUUUACCUCUAUAACGGCCCUUAUAGACAAAUGUUCAAUAGGUUUAAAAAAAGGAAUAAGGAAUUGUAAUUAGGCGCAAGUUUCGGGCCCCGUCCUGCUUGGAGCACACUUACCUAAAUUAUCCAAAAUAAAUCGAAGCCCUUGCAUGAAAACGUGGGCAGUAUCAUUUGGCUCAGUUCGUUUAAUCUUGUAGAUAAUUAUGUAAGAUUCAGAGAACGUAAGAUAAAAAUACUAUAUGAUUGUUAACUUUAUUUUUUAAUAUAUUAAUUAAUUAAAAUAAA
Molecule: messenger RNA, 1698 nt
Organism: Dendroctonus ponderosae (mountain pine beetle)
Lineage: Eukaryota; Metazoa; Arthropoda; Insecta; Coleoptera; Curculionidae
Product: transmembrane protein 115
Exons: 3
Coding region: 58-1179 (373 amino acids)
Biological process (GO): retrograde vesicle-mediated transport, Golgi to endoplasmic reticulum
Cellular component (GO): Golgi apparatus; membrane
Source: RefSeq, a predicted model, not a curated record